GUCCGAGCGGCGGAACGCUGCACAUAAACCCGGCUUGAAUCCUCCCUGGAAGCAUCCGCAGGGUGACAGAGGGUCAGCACGGAGCGAGCGCUGGUUUCUGUCCGUGACCCAGCUUCUUCCUUCCCCAAACGCGGCCAGGCUGGGACACUCCGGCCUCGCAAGUGCGAGAGCUGGGGGUUCACUUUGCUCGGCGCAAAGCGCCCAAAAGACAGGCAAGUGUUUUCAGCGUGAGCCAGGAGCGAGAACCUGCCCAGUGCCACAAGGAGAACACAUCAAACACAAACCACACUGGGACGUCCUGAAGGGCAGCGGGGCUGCGGUAGUCAAAUGUGUGCAUUGUAGAUGCAUCGAGGUCCUGAUUGCAGGGGAAAUACCAAGUAACUGCUCUGGGCUCUUGGCUUCCGAGGCUCGGGUGUUGCAAUGUGGGAGCUGCACACUCAGAAGAAGCGAGAAGUCCAAGUUAUGAAGUGAUUGAUGUCUGUGGAGGGAGGUGCUGGUACAGGAGGCUCAGGGGUGAGGUUUGCUCUUUGGCUUCACUGUGAAGGGCUUGUGCUGCUGCUGACUGCUUCUGGUCGCUGAAGGCAGGCUGGGAUGGUUCUGUGAAAGAAGAAGAAAUACAAAAAUGGAGCUUUGCAACUAGUUCAGAGAACAGUAAUUGAAGGGGAAACGAGUGAGUUGCCAGUCUCAGUUGCUGGGGUCGCUGUAAUGCUGGUCGGCACGGUGCCUGUUUGCUCAGGCAUUCGUUUGUAGCCGCUUGCUAAUGCUGCACAUGAGUUAGUGGCGAGACUUUAAAGUCAGUCUUUGGCUGGCCUGGCACACCAGCACAACCCCAUCCUUGAAAAGCUGCUGCACUUCACUUUUUCCAUGCUUAUGUUUUAUAUAGCUUGGAAUAAAUAGUUGUGCUAUCGCCUGGUACCCUGAGCAUAGAUCCUUUUGUGACCUUGAACAAAUCCCUGGAGUUACCAGGGUUUGGUUUAUCCUUUACAGGGAUAGUUCCCCUGUGCUUAGUUGUUAGUGCUGGGGUCAGAGAGAGCGUCUUGGGGAUUAAAUCACGUUCUUGAAGCGCUUUAACACUCCUAAAGGCGGUGUGCAAGGCACGUGCCCAGCUUUGCUGCUGCUCUUACAGGUUCUGCUCUUGGAACUGGAUCCACAUGGGCAAGUCGUCGUGUCCAUGCAAGGCACUGUUGAGCUUCCAGCAGCCACCGGUUCCCAUGUGUGAAGAUGUCCUUAGUGGACCUGGGCAAGAGGCUGCUGGAAGCAGCUCGCAAAGGCGAAGAUGCCGAAGUGCGGAAGCUGAUGGCGAGCGGCGCUCCCUUCACCACUGACUGGCUCGGGACGUCGCUGCACCUCGCUGCCCAGCAUGGCCACUACUCAACGGCCGAAGUUCUCCUCCGAGCCGGUGUGAGCAGAGAUGCCCGAACAAAAGUGGACCGGACGCCGCUGCACAUGGCCGCGGCCGACGGGCACACGCACAUUGUCGAGCUGCUCAUUAAGAACGGGGCUGAUGUGAACGCCAAAGACAUGCUGAAAAUGACGGCUUUGCACUGGGCAGCGGAGCACGACCACCGCGACAUCGUGGAGCUGCUCCUCAGGCACGGAGCGGAUGUCCAUGCUUCCAGCAAGUUCGAUAAGUCAGCUUUUGAUAUUGCUUUGGACAAGAACAAUCCAGAGACUCUGGUAAUGCUGCAGGAAGCGAUGCAGAGCCAGGUGAACACUCAUCCAGAGAGAACGAAUCCCAUCACCAACACCGUGACUCUCACCUCCCCGUUUCUUCUCACGCCAGGUGAGGUUCUUGACCUCACUGGUCUCGUCUCUUCAGCAAGUGCCAAAACCACCUCAGGUGAUUCCCUUGGCUCCACGCUGCACUUUGCCAACUCACCGACCUCGGUGCUCGCCACGCUCGCAGCCCUGGCCCAGGGGUCGGCACCGCUCGCCAGCUCGGGCAGAGCCCCAGGUAAGCCAGAGGAAGCCGCGGAAGCAGGUUCUGCCGGUUGUGCCACACAACACGUGCUUGGCAGCGGAGGGCAGCGCAUCAUCGCCAUCGUGUCGGACAGCAUUCCCCUGGGCAGCCUGCAGACAGCCCUCCCCAGCAGCAGCCUCAGCCAGCCCUUCAUCCUGAGCGUGCAGGAUGGGCAGCAAGUGUUAGGUGUACCUGCUGGUCAGGUUGCAGAAGAGGCUGCUGUUGAAGACAGAGAUUACACAGAAGAGGAGGAGCAGCCGGUGGCCAAGAAGCAAAGAGUGGAACAAAACGCGUAUGACUCGGGAGAAGACAAGGGCAGCGUGGAAAGGGAAGUGCUGCAGCAGCAGUUGCAGGAGGCGAACCGGCAGGCUCAGGAGUAUCGCAGCCAGCUGGUGAGGAAGGAGCAGGAGGCAGCGGGGUGCCGGCUGAAGCUGGCGGCCAUGGGCGGGCUCGGGCAGCUCGCCCAGCUUGACCCCCUUGUGGUAACCUCAGCAGACAUCAAGGAAUCCGUGUUGUCCGUGCUGGAAACAGCUCAGUCGACUGAUACCGCCGUGGAAACCUCCUAAUCCUGGGGUUUCUAAAGGAAAACAACGGGGUUGCCUUUGUUAAAUAAGGUGCUGUUGGCAGCCGUCGGUGUGUGCAGAGAGCUCGUGUCAAAGCCACCCCAUCGCCAGGGGCAGGAGCUUCUGCAGCCACUUGCAACGUAACUCUGCUUUCAGCACGGUGCCAAAGGUGCUUUUAAAGCUUCCCCUGGAGAAACUGGAAGCUUUUUAACAACGUUUUAACCGGCGAGUGACCUGACGGCUUACUCUGUGGUGUCAAUACCUGCAUUGUUGGGGAGGGGGAAGGAAAAACCUCCUUGCCAAAGCAGCUGGUAUUAGCUCUCAGCUGCCUGGAAACUAGAGCACUGAAAACAGCCUUUCUGGAAUAAUCCGAGGUGUUCGCUCCCUUCUGUGAAGUCGAGUGACCAGAUCGGGACCUUCAGUAAAAGCAGUCUCUUGGGGUGUUGCUUUAAAAACCUUCGGAGGUGUGGAAGGGAUUUCCCCUUUCAGCCAGGAAGGGAAUUCCAUGGGUUUUUCUGCCAAACCCACGAAUCUGAGCUUUUGGAUUGAGGCAACCUUCAAUGCAAGAGUAAAGGCAGGGGUGAAUGUCAGCCGGAGCGUCAGGGAACGCGACGCUUCCCCCUCUUUCUUUCUUUCAGGGACAGUUCAGGGGAGUCCUUUGACCCCUUCACAGCCUAAAGGGAUCACCAAAAAAGUGCCUCCUAAAUUUUAGGGUAUUUGUCAAAUGUUCUGUUUGAUGCUUGGGUAGCGUUGACUGAUUAUAUGUGCAGAACUCUGCUGCUGCUCAGAGCUUGGGUGAGGAGCCGUCCCUGCAGACACACACGUCACCUUUUUACUGAACAGUUUUUAAGGGAACUAAAGCCCUUUUUAAGAAGCACCUGAUCUUGUUGCCAAAAUAUUCCUGCCUUGUUUGCUCUUUGCAGGCCUGUUUAGCGCAGGGAGCUCUUUAGCCCGGCAGAUUGUGGGCUUCAAAAGCCGGGAAGUGAUGGGAAGGGCCCAGAGUAACCCCGUGGAGCUCGCUCAGGGGUGCUCAUCAAGUGAAGUUUAGGAAAACACCACAAAGAACUGGAGGUUGGAAAGAAUCCCAUGGCACGAGCUAAAGGUUCCAAGGGUGAAGAGGGGUUUGCAGCAGCGAGGCCACGGCCCUGCCUGCUCUGAGAGUGGCUUCUUGCAGCAGGAUGAAACCCCUCACUCUUCUGGCCCCUCAUUGCUUUGGGGGUUCAUUUUUAUGGGGGUUUUGUUCCCAUUUUGGAACCACUCUCAGGGUUCAAGGUAAUCAUUUGUUUUCCCAGUCCUUGCAUUGCCUUUGUCCCUGUUACUUCCAAGGGUGUUGGGCUAAGAGUGGUUUUCUCUUGGUUCUCUUUGUUAAUGCUGCUUUGCCAAUAGAUCAGUCCAUAUCCCGACGUCGGCGAUGGAGUCCGGACUGAUGAGUUCGGAAAGGUUCUGAAGGAAUUCCGUCACGGCUCUGGAGGAAUUACUCACCCCAAGAGGAAACUGCUUUUCCCCCUAAAACCAGUGUGUUGCUGGCAGUUGGGCCUGAAGGGAAGGCAGGAUGUGCCCAAAUCCCAUCUUCAGCAGCGUUCCACCAUCGGGCUCUCCAGCCAGUGGUGGGAGACGGGGGUGUCCGACCCUGUUGUCAUAAAGCUUUGUGAGACUGGAGGGUUGGGAGGAUCCAAGUGCAUUUAUUUAUAACCCGUGUAGCUCUAUUUAUAAACAAGACUUUUUAUAUCUUUGUUCUGAA
This is a messenger RNA of Strigops habroptila (Kakapo), 4264 nucleotides long. RefSeq names its product GA binding protein transcription factor subunit beta 2 (gene GABPB2). Gene Ontology annotation, molecular function: transcription cis-regulatory region binding; protein binding. NCBI's taxonomy places the organism in Eukaryota, Metazoa, Chordata, Aves, Psittaciformes, Psittacidae. Gene Ontology annotation, cellular component: nucleus. Gene Ontology annotation, biological process: positive regulation of transcription by RNA polymerase II. The record is from RefSeq and is a predicted model, not a curated record.